CUAUACAACCAGAAAUGGCUCGCCGCUGCUUUCUGGGUUUUCUUGUUUUUUGCUUCUGGCUUGGCCUAACCAGCUGUGCCAGGUCUCCCCCACCUACUGGCUUGUGUGCAGCCUCCGUUACUCCGCAGGGUUACAAGUGCCAGGAGUUUGAAGUGAAAACCCAAGAUGGGUACAUACUCAGCAUGCAGAGAAUCCCUAAGGGUCGUGCAGGAGGUGGUGGGAAUAAGCAGCCAGUGCUGAUUCAACAUGGGGUCAUGGUGGAUGGCAUGACAUGGUUUCUGAAUCCUCCAGACCAAAGUCUACCUUUCAUAUUAGCUGAUGCUGGGUUCGAUGUGUGGAUUGCCAACACUAGAGGCACCAGAUACAGCAGACGCCAUACAACCCUUGAUCCCAGUAAAUCGGAAUUCUGGAACUGGACAUGGGAUGAACUUGUAACCUCUGAUCUACCUGCUACUUUUGAUUUUGUGUUCAGCCAAACAGGGCAGAAGAUUCAUUAUGUGGGCCAUUCCAUGGGAACUUUGAUAGCUUUGGCAUCUUUCUCAGAGGGGAGACUGGUGGACAAGCUGAAAUCAGCAGCCUUGUUAAGCCCUAUAGCAUAUUUGAGCCACAUGACGACAGCACUAGGUGUCGUGGCUGCCAAAGCCUUUGUGGGUGAGAUUACUACUCUAAUGGGAGUUGCAGAGUUCAACCCAAAAGGUGAGGCUGUGGGCAAAUUUCUCAAGGUACUGUGUGCUACUCCUGGGAUCGAUUGCUAUGACUUGCUGAAAUCACUUACAGGCAAAAAUUGCUGUCUCAAUGUUUCGACUGUUGAUCUUUUCGUGAAGAAUGAGCCUCAAUCAACAUCAACUAAGAACAUGGUGCAUUUGGCUCAAACUGUACGAGAAGGGGUCGUAGCAAAAUACAACUAUGGGAGUGCUGACUUCAAUAUGAUGCAUUAUGGGGAAGCCAGUCCCCCAAUCUAUAAUCUCUCCAACAUUCCUCAUAAUCUUCCUCUCUUUCUCAGCUAUGGAGGCCAGGAUGCACUCUCUGACCCACGAGACGUGGGGCUUUUGCUUGACAGUCUUAAGCUUCAUGAUGGAGACAAGCUCACUGUUCAGUUCAUCAAGGAUUAUGCUCAUGCCGAUUUCAUAAUGGGGGUAACUGCCAAGGAUAUAGUGUAUACUGCAAUUGUUGCAUUUUUCAAUCGUCAAUGAGAAUCAUCACUCCUGAGUCCUGAGAGAAGGCUUAGGUUGAUGUAUCAGCACUAAUUUUUCCUCGUUAUUAAUAAUAAAUAAUUAAUAAA
Messenger RNA from Vitis vinifera (wine grape), 1282 nucleotides. Its product is annotated as triacylglycerol lipase 2. Gene Ontology annotation, molecular function: hydrolase activity, acting on ester bonds. Lineage: Eukaryota; Viridiplantae; Streptophyta; Magnoliopsida; Vitales; Vitaceae. Gene Ontology annotation, biological process: lipid metabolic process. The record is from RefSeq and is a predicted model, not a curated record. The coding region runs from base 15 to 1193 and encodes 392 amino acids. The transcript has 9 exons.